AUGCCUACUCAAGACCGGAUGUUGUUGAACUUGGUCAUCGUUGUUCUGAUUGCUUCGGAGUUUCUUCCAGCGGCUUGUCAUGAGCUGAUCGGGGGAUCGACCGUGGGGCAGGUGCUCGAGAGCCUGUCAGAUCUCUUCCUCCAUUACGAGUGUGCGAUACUUGGAACUCAACCGUCGGCAGACUGCAGCUCCUUGGGUCCAACGACUGGCAUUCUUUCGCCUUAUGAUGUCGUCCAACAAGUUCCUGCCGUACAGAUACAGCAAAAUCCGACAAAUUUGUUGGAAGAAUUGGCAGGAGGACGAGGAGGCAUCCAAGACAUCUUCCAUGAGCGAGAACAGGUCCUCGGCAAAGUGAGAAGUGCAGCGCAAGUGACAUUGGUCAACGAAACAACCUUUCUCGACCCAAGACUGACUGGAUCUCAGCUGAAUGAAAUUGUCAAUGGUCAGCGUGUACAGAUUGACGAAUGUACAGUGUACAUGCCGCUCGCAUGGAAUGAAACUUCAGUGUAUAGCUUCUGUAAUUUAUCUCACAGCCUCUGUCUCCAAAUGAAGAACAUCUCUUUGAAUUCGUCGAACACUUAUCUUGCAAAUCAAUACUUUAUCGCUCAGGACGGGAACGUGGUAAUGCUCUCGAAUGAUCUCUCAAGUUCAAAGAUCAACGACUUGGCGAUGUUAAACACAUCCUGGUACAAACAUUUGAUGUAUCCAAGCAAGCGGGUUGUCUUCGUGCUCGAUGCUGCACUGUUUUCCGCGAGCGUCUGCGCGGCGAUGGACAUUGCGAUGGCUCAAGUUGAGGCGUUGAUCAAGUACUGGGUCUCUCCUGUCGACUUGUUUCAGCUCAUUCUGGCGUCUGAAAGACCUUACGUCGUCCCCUCGGCCUCCGGCAAAUCUCUGUUGUCUGCCUCACAAGAACAUCUACGACUUGUAACUGACUGGGCAAAGCAUAACGACUUCACUAAUGUCUCAUACUCCAAUCUGACUGCCGCAGUAGAUGUGGCCUUGGAUUAUCUUGCUGGUAGUGAAACCAGCAAUCAUCCGUCCAACUUUAUUGUGAUGCUGUCAAGCGUGAACGGCUUUGCUGGCAAUGACCCUCAAAGUAAACGUUUUUCAUCGGUGCAGAAUAGAACAAUCUUUGUUGGGAUAGUUGUAGACGACGCUGUGACUAUGAACACGAUGACCUCAACAAAAUUCCUGAAUGAUUUGAAAUGUGAAAUUGGCGGAACUGUCGAUGAUAGGGAGAAGUUGAUCGCUCUGAGCUCGCUGAAGCUGAUUCAAAGCCUUAAGACAGUAUCUUUCGAGGACGAUCGUCGUAUCUGGAGUAUCCACCUCCCGCGCUCAAGUGCCGAUACAUGGAAUCAGAGUCACACCGACAGCUUCAUUGCAGCGCUGGAAUGGAGUUGCGGUCUAAGUCCUCCUGGUGCUGUCGGAGUCAUCAGAGCAGACUAUUCAGAUGAAGUGCUGAUGAAUCUGCUUGAACUGAACAGCUUCUACCCAGUCAAAUCGUUCAGGAUUGUUUCAACUGCACUCCUUGGCAGUCUAGACGCUUUGACGAUGCAAGUUUCUUAUUCAAGGCUCGCCACACUGUUUGACGAAGCCAGAAGCGAUCAGAUGAGACUGUGUUGUUCUUACAUCCCCAUCGCCAUGCAGCGCAACUCUAGUUGCGUAGAGUUCACCAUGCAAGCUAAGGGGUCGGGCAGGUCCAGCAGCACUGGAAGGAAGUUGAUGUUUUGCUGGAGGGCGAUCGCAGCAUCUCCUCUCUCGCUGGUUGGAAGGUUUCAGCUUAGCAGCAGCUGGACGUCUCCAGCAAGGAGCUCACUUUAUUUGUUGCAAGUCCCUGCAAUCAGCUUCUUGCCGCUCUGCCAGGAAGACAAUCGGACGCAGCGCUGCUGGAACAACUCGUACUCGACCAUGGCUGCUUGCUUUCAUCGCCUCGAUCUCCUCCGCCCUCUCAUACCCGCCAGGUUCUCGUACCCGUGGGGCGGCACAAGGGCCUGCGGGACAGUCUGGUGCACUUACGACACAAGCGUCUGGUUUGCAACGCCUGCUGCCUUGUACGGGAGGAGCUCGUUGAGGCAAGGGGACCUGAGCCUUCAGGAGCUGUUAGCGUUGAACGAGCAGAUCAAGUCCAGCGCCUCCAGCACGCGUGGACAUGCCUGGGGACUCCAUCCAUCUGCUGUAAAGUGCAUCCAAGUCAGUUCUAACAUGGAGGAGUACUGGAAACACACGUUGGGAAUUCGCGGAAGACAAACAGACGGCAAUGCACUCUACAUUGACAACAGCACCUUCACCUCCAAGACAAGAUCGGACGUGCUCGAGCUGUUCUUCGGAUGUUUGUCUGGUGUACUUCGUUCUUAUCCUGGAGCUAUGAGGAGUUCAGAGCCCCUUCAUAACUACACCGAGAGUACAUGGUUUCAAUCCGCUCUGCUCAAUCCAGACCUGAUGUCGAUUUCGACUCCAACUGCGAAUCUCAAUCGUACAUAUGUGACCAUCUCAAAGGCUCUCUAUCUCUCCACAUCGCCAAACGUCUCUACCUCGCGGUUUCCGCUUGGGGUGACUGGAGUUCUGCUAUCGUAUGCCUCGUUCGUGGCGGAUAUUAAGGCCAAACUGAGCGGAGUGGGAGCAAGAUCCAUCUUGACAUCUCUCGACAACGGGCUGCUCCUCUUCAUCAUGACGAAGAACCUGCAUGUUAUAGUCGACAAGAGCAGUCUCGAUGAAGCUGCUUCUUUUGAGACGUAUGCUCUACAAGACAAGCAUGCCAACAUCUUGCAAUAUCUUGACGAGAAGGACGUGUUGGUGCGGACAUGUCUGAAUGGCAACGAAUGUGUAUUUCAAGUCAACCAUGAGGUCCUGGUGAAUUGGACUGAACAGAGACAGUCUGCUGCUGCAGCCAGGGGAGAGACUUCUAUGGAGCAUGUGGGUGUGGAGUUUCAUAGAGUCAGGUCCUUGGGUCCUUAUGUGAUCAUGAUGAGAACGUUUCUAUACCUGAUCCCUCGCUCUACCUUGUAUCUUCUUGUUGUAGAUGGCUACUACGAAGCGAUCUCAAGCCCGCAGCUGGAGGUACGACGACUGAGGGAGUUGGUGCCGACAGUAUGGGGUAGGAACAUGACCGAGGCGUUCCAAGCUGGGAGCUACCUGAUCUCGACGCUGCCGAGUCCUGCUUGUCAAGCAUCGUCAAGGAGAAGUGAUCAGUUCCCCGUCGCCUCCUGCUCAUCGUCUACUCCUGUCUGGCUCUUGGUUAUCUACGGAGUCGUCGGAGCCGGCGGGAUCCUCCUGCUAGCUCUCUGCUGGGCUAUGCCAAAGCUCCUGCGGCGACGCAUGGCGUGGGAGGUCAAGAGAGCGCUGGAGAAGGAGCAAGGAUCAUGGGAUUCUUCGAGCGAGCGGGUUAAGAGGAGUGAAGGCGAUGCGGAACAUGCGAUGUUGUUCACCAUGUCAGACUUCGACCGACUGAUUGAGAAGCAGAAGCGACUGAUUGAGAGCUUCUUGCGACAAGACACACUGCUCGAGACGACAGUUGCCAGAGACCUCAAGGGCAUCUUGGAGGCGGUUCGAUCCUUCCACGACCAGCUAGACCACAUCCAGCUACGAUCAGCCCAGCAGCAGCUCAAGUUAGAUUGCGAGAAUAGAAAACCUUCACAGAAAGCAAGAAGCUUUGCGGUCCAGGCUCGAUGA
This is a messenger RNA of Guillardia theta CCMP2712, 3669 nucleotides long. RefSeq lists its product as hypothetical. The coding region runs from base 1 to 3669 and encodes 1222 amino acids. The record is from RefSeq and is a predicted model, not a curated record. Lineage: Eukaryota; Cryptophyceae; Pyrenomonadales; Geminigeraceae. The transcript has 9 exons.